Messenger RNA from Centrocercus urophasianus (Greater sage-grouse), 2650 nucleotides. It is a transcript of the gene ARB2A, whose product is annotated as family with sequence similarity 172 member A. NCBI's taxonomy places the organism in Eukaryota, Metazoa, Chordata, Aves, Galliformes, Phasianidae. Gene Ontology annotation, molecular function: siRNA binding. Bases 188 to 1720 code for a protein of 510 amino acids. The transcript is spliced from 13 exons. Gene Ontology annotation, biological process: regulatory ncRNA-mediated heterochromatin formation. Gene Ontology annotation, cellular component: nucleus. The record is from RefSeq and is a predicted model, not a curated record.
AGUAGAACAUAUACUUUGAUACUGCUCGUUUUCAAAUCAAGCACUGUCAAGAUCCAGGCUUCUGGUACUACUUCACUAAAAAGAUCAUGAAGUCAUGUGCUUGUCUUAGCUACUGGAGCAAACAAAUAGAAGAUGUUUUAUAAAGGGAUCAUCUAAUUAGCUGCACUGAAUUGUCAUUUGAAGAUAGAUGCACUUAUAUUUUAGUAUUUUAAAUCUGCUGACAGCUUGGGUAAUGAUGGCUCAACUCCAGCAAGGAGUCCCUGAUGAAAAAGAAAAGACUACUGCAUUAAAGGAUUUAUUGUCUAGAAUAGACUUGGAUGAACUGAUGAAAAAAGAUGAGCCACCACUUGAAUUUCCUGAUACUCUGGAAGGAUUUGAGUACACUUUUAAUGAAAAAGGGCAGUUAAGACAUGCAAAAACUGGGGAGCCAUUUGUAUUUAACUAUCGUGAAGAUUUGCAUAGAUGGAACCAGAAGCGCUAUGAAGCUCUUGGAGAGAUUAUUACUAAACAUGUUUAUGGACUACUGGAAAAGGAAUGCCACUUGAAAAAAAUAACUCUCCCAGUUGAUGCCGCUGAGAAUGAACCAAAAAGCUUUAUCUUUAUGAGUGAAGAUGCAUUAACAAAUCCUGACAAACUGUUGGUCCUAAUUCAUGGUAAUGGUGUUGUCAGAGCAGGACAGUGGGCUAGGAGACUUAUCAUUAAUGAAGAUCUGGACAGUGGCACACAGAUACCAUAUAUAAAGAAAGCUAUUGAGGAAGGCUAUGGAGUAAUAGUACUGAAUCCCAAUGAGAACUAUAUUGAAGUGGAGAAGACAAAAGCCCAAGUACAGCUGUCUUCUGAUAGCUCAGAUGAACCUGCAGAAAAGAGGGAAAGAAAAGAUAAAAUCCAGAAGGAAACAAAGAAACGACGUGACUUCUAUGAGAAGUAUCGAAAUCCACAGAAAGAAAAAGAAACAAUACAGAUGUAUAUUAGAGAUAAUGGAUCUCCGGAAGAACAUGCAAUUUAUGUUUGGGACCAUUUUAUUUCCCAGUCAGCAGCAGAGAACGUGUUUUUUGUUGCUCACAGUUAUGGAGGACUUGCAUUUGUAGAGUUGAUGAUUCAGCGAGAGGCAGAAGUAAAGAAUAAGGUAACUGCUGUGGCGUUGACAGACUCUGUUCACAAUGUGUGGCAUCAAGAAGCUGGCAAAACUAUUCGAGAGUGGAUGCGAGAGAACUGUUGUAACUGGGUGUCCAGCUCUGAGCCACUGGACACGUCCGUGGAGUCCAUGCUGCCCGACUGCCCCCGAGUCUCUGCAGGGCCAGGAGAAACACAGGGAGGAGCAGCACCUUCAAGCACUAGAGCUGAAUCUACAGGAAGCCCUGAAAUAUGCUCCAAGUCUGGAAUGGUUUUCAGAGCUUGUGUGGACAUAUUGCAAGGGUACACAGAAAUGCUUGUACUAAGACUGCCUGUUCUGCAACAGUUUGGACAACGAGAUGAGAUGCACCAUCACAUAACAUGGGACUUUAAAGUACUGCCCUUCCCAGCUGCUGAUGCAGGCACUGCCGUUUCUACAGCAUCGCCUGGGCUGCUUGUAUUUUGGGAGCACCAAAGCUGGAUAAGCUUGUGCUCGUGCUGCUGGAACAGCUGUUCCUUGGGUGAUUUACAUAAUUUCAUCUGCUUGGUGGGUUUUAAAAAUCUGAGAUAUUCUUCAGUGAAGGAAAAUGAAAUCAGCAUUUUCUGAAUUAUUUCCAAUAAUUAAUUCUCAUCUGAAUGUUUGAUGGUACAAUUACUAUGUAGGAGCAAAUAAUCAUAAAACACCAUCAUGGAGACUAGCUAUUUUCGAAGUGCUGGUCUUUUCACAUGCCCAGUGCAUAAGUGGCAUUCUACCAUGUUAGCAGAGUUUGCAGGCAAGGAAUGUAACUUCAAGUCUGUGCCUUAUGUGCACCAGAAGCACUGAAAAGCUGUGGGAUUUUGGAAUAGUUGCAUUUUAAAAUCUGCCUCUCAAGUAUUUCAUUUGGCAUUAAUUAAUUUAAUGCAGUUACUGUCACAGUAUGAUAUAUGAGUCAAAUGUUGUGUGCCCAUCAGUGCCUGGUGCUACCACUGGUCUGGGUUGCACCAUCUUGAUCUGCUUAAGCAUGGCAGCAGUGAGCACUGCCUUGGAAACCAUGUUAUACAUUCCCUUGGCAAGUGUCGGGGUAAGAAGAUGCCACUGACUUCUUUUAUGGCACUGCUGUAUGUCAAGUUUGGUCAUGUAAAUUAGUAUUUCUCAGAUUUAUAACCUGUGGAAGUUUCAGAGCAUAAAUACACAUUUAAUAGUGGUCUCUGAAGAAGCCACAUGGAUCUAUGUUCUCAGGAAGGACGGGGUAUAUUGAACAGGUAAAAUUUCCUUUGUUCAUAAAAUAAUCUUCCUUUGUCCUGCUUGAGAAGAUGAUGAUUUUCAAAAGCUAAGUACUUUGUGCUCUUUGAUGCAAUUUUAUAAUUCUUUUUCUAGAUCAUGAUAGAAGAAAAAGAAUAUAAAAAAUUCAGAAAUUCAGUUGUCUCACUGAUGUAUGUUAUUCUAAUUCCUCAGAGUUAUUGUGACAUACCUUGCAAAUGUAAUCAGUGCUACCUGUUGUCUAGAUACAGCUGAUAAAAUUGCGGACUAAUAAAAAACAGGACUGAUGGAAAAAAA